Molecule: messenger RNA, 2823 nt
Organism: Papilio polytes (common Mormon)
Lineage: Eukaryota; Metazoa; Arthropoda; Insecta; Lepidoptera; Papilionidae
Gene: sau
Product: Golgi phosphoprotein 3 homolog rotini
Exons: 5
Coding region: 144-1001 (285 amino acids)
Biological process (GO): Golgi to plasma membrane protein transport; Golgi vesicle budding; retrograde vesicle-mediated transport, Golgi to endoplasmic reticulum
Cellular component (GO): trans-Golgi network; Golgi cisterna; cytosol
Molecular function (GO): phosphatidylinositol-4-phosphate binding
Source: RefSeq, a predicted model, not a curated record
CGGCCAUAUUUUUCUCAUACGUCGUGUGGCAAACGUCAACAAUUGAUAUUAAAACACUCACUUCUAGAAAAUAAUAAUCAAAUUCUAAUUCUACACAAAAAUAUUUUUGAGUUUUGUUUGUGUGAUAUAUUUUAGAUGUUAAAAUGAAUCGUUCCGAAGGAUUGGUGCAACGAAGAAAUGUUCUAAAGGAUAACAAUUCCGAUGGAACAGUAAAAGAGAACCAUGACGAUGAUAAGAAAAACGAUAAAAAUUAUGAUGAUGGCGACUCAAAGGAAACUCGUUUAACAUUGAUGGAAGAAGUUUUACUAUUGGGAUUAAAGGAUAAAGAGGGUUACACAUCAUUUUGGAAUGAUUGCAUAUCUAGUGGUUUAAGAGGAUGUAUACUAAUUGAACUUGGACUACGAGGCCGCGUGGAAUUAGAAAGAGCUGGGAUGAGAAGAAAGGGAUUGUUAUCUAGAAAAGUUAUAGUGAAAUCAGAUUCACCAACUGGUGAUGUUUUAUUAGAUGAAGCAUUGAAACAUAUGAAAGAGACAGAUCCACCAGAAACUGUACAGAGCUGGAUUGAGUACUUGAGUGGCGAGACUUGGAAUCCAAUGAAGCUGAAAUAUCAACUGAAGAAUGUUCGGGAGAGGCUAGCAAAGAAUCUGGUGGAGAAAGGUGUUCUUACUACAGAGAAACAAAAUUUCCUACUCUUUGAUAUGACAACACAUCCUUUGACAGACAAUGUUGUCAAAUGCCGAUUAGUUAAAAAGGUGCAAGAGGCAGCUCUGCGGCGUUCACUGAGCGAGGUGGCGCAUGCGGACAAGCGUUCGUUGGCCCUUCUGAUGUUAGCACACUCUGCGGAUGUGCUGGAAAACGCAUUCGCGCCGCUAUCCGACGAGGACUAUGAGCUGGCGACACGCAGAGUCCGAGCUCUCCUCGACUUGGACUUCGAAGCGGAGGCGAUGCGACCCGACGCCUGUGAGAUCAUGUGGGCAGUAUUUGGUGCAUUCACCAAAUAGCAGUUGCAGCGUUUCUUCCGAUCUUAGGUAUGAUUAGACAUUAAUGUGUGUUUCCUUUAGUCGCGGUGACUCGAUUCGACAAAUGUGGUAUAUAUCAAAUCAUGCCAGUAUUAAACAUUCAAUAUAUGUAUAUAUUUUUAAUUGGAUAAACAUGUGUAAUGUGAUUUUGUGAUGUUAAUCUCACGUUUGGUACUAUUUACGUUGAUUAUUCACCACAUUAAGAUGUAGUGCAAGUUAAACUGGCACAAAGAUAUAUGUAGUUAAAUUGAUAGAUGUAACUGUUAGAUAUAAAUGCUAUGUAUAUGUGUCCCUUUUGUUAUCUAUCAUGCAUAUAUUUCUAGAAGUUUCUUAUGCCAGUAGAAGUUAAAAUAAAUUUUAUUUGUAACAAAAUUUGUUCCUUAAUGAUCAAAUCUAUGUGUUAAUAUUACUAUAAAAUAUAUAAUCAUGUUCUUGUAAAAUACCCAGAGAUACAGUUUGUAUUAUCGGGAGUAAUGUUUGUGGUAAUAUAAUUGCUGUAAAAAGGCUUAUGAUUCAUUGGAAGUAUUUAGUUGAUUAAAAACCCUUAUAAAUAAUGAAUUGACAUAAGACAACUGUUUUCAUAGAAUUGAUUGAUUUUUUUUAAUUCCGCUAGUUCUUAGAGCAUUAUUUCAAUUUAGGUAUCAGCUUUUAUCAAUUUUUUUUACAGCUUUUUAUCAACUUAAUUUUGAAAAAACAAUAAUUUUUAAUUUAGCUUGUUUACCUACCAGAUAAUAUAGGGCUUAAAAAAUUAACUUCUUUGAAAACAUUUUGUAUCUUUUUUUGUAAUUGCCUUUUAAGCUACCAACUUAUCUAAAUUUCCUAUUCCUAUUAUUUUAAUUACAUGUAAUAUGUAGUAUUCUAAGUUUGUAGUAAUUUCAUUUACAUUAAACUAAUUUGAUAAACGCUACAUUAAAAUUUGGAUCUUUUUAAUUUGUCAGUUAUAUUGUUUCAAAUAGUUGUCAUGUACUCAAGAUUGUAACUAUUCGGAAAAUGUCACUGAAUCCAAUUAUUCUUCCAACUUAAAUAGCUAAAAAAACAUUGUUCUAUAAGUCUUGAAAAAAUAACCGAGAUGUUAAAUGUCAGUUAUUUGCUAUGAAAUAUUAUCUUACAUUUCCCAAAUGGUUAACUAGCAAAACAGAUUUUUUUAACUAUAGUUUUAAUCUUUUUAGUAUUACAUUGCAUUAAAUUACAUACAUGUUUGAGAAUAUCCCGUGAAAGUUGUUAAUCAAUAAUAUGUUCUGAAAUCUUUUCUUCAUUAAAAUUUAUCACCCAAGUGAAUUUUGGCUAAUAUAAUUUAAAUUGAACAACAUGUACUUUUAAAUGUACUGUAUAUUGAAAGAAACAAUUAUUCUGUGACGCUAUUUUAUGUUUUUUAAACUGCAUUUUAUUACAAAUUUUGUCAUUUAGUAUUUAAUGUUUUUAGGACGAUUGUAUGUUAUUCCAUUUAAAUUUUAAUUUAUCUUACCAAUAUUUUAUUUGUAGUUGGUUUUAAAAUUGUGUGUUAUGCAAAUGUUUUUGACGCAAUCAUUUGUCUGUUUGAAAAUAUACUAUAAGAUAGAUAUAAAUAUUUACAGAGUAGUCAAUGUGACUAUUCUACAUGUAAACAAUAUUGCUUUUUUAAAUAAGUAAGAAAUAAGCAAUGUAUAUGGCUUCAAGAUAUUAAUAUAUACAUGGCUAUUUUUUAAUUACCAGAAUAAAUAUACUCUAAUAACUAUUGCCGAUAGUUAUCAUAUACUAGCUGUUCCCGUGUGACUUCAUACGCAUAAAAUUAUGAAAAUUUUAUUAUAUUGUUUACAUGUGUCAA